CCGGUUUGUUCUCCCUCCCAGCAGAGCGGUCCCGUCUCUCUCCCAGAGCUUUGUCUGGAUGGGAAGAAAAAGGAUGGAGGAGCAGUGGUGGAAAGGGGAGCUGGCAGCAGACAUCCACCAGACCUUGAGGACGAAGGAACUUAAGUUGCCUAUGUAUAAGGCUCAUUCACCACAGAUUGGGAUGCGCCGAUACUUCAUUGAUCUCUUGACUGUCCUCAGCAACCGUUUCAAUCUCUGCCCUACGGCCAGGCAUCUCGCUAUCUAUUUAUUGGACCUCUUUAUGGAUCGCUAUGAUAUCACUAUCAAACAACUGCACAUCAUUUCAUUUGCCUGUCUUCUCCUAGCAAGUAAAUUUGAAGAAAAAGAAGAUAAAGUUCCAAAGUUGGAGCACUUAAAUAACCUGGCAUACAUGUGCAACGUGAAUGUGCUAUUGAACAAGAAAGAUUUGCUUAGAAUGGAAAUGCUGCUUUUGGAAAACUUCAACUGGAACCUCUGUCUACCAACACCAGCACACUACAUUGACUACUACCUCUAUGUGUCCAUUGGUGAGAAUGACCUUCACAAUGGCUGGCCGAUCACCUCACUAACCAAAAUCAAAGCUUUUAUGGAGAAAUAUGCAUACUAUUUCCUUGAUUUCUCAGUGCAAGAUCAUACUUUCCUCCAUUUUCGUCCAUCUCUGAUUGCUGCAGCUUGUGUGUGCGCCUCACGUAUCUGUAUGCAGAUUUCUCCUGCCUGGACAACACAGCUUGAAUUGCUAACAUGUUAUUCCUGGGAACAUCUUGCCCAGUGCAUUGAAAUGAUGCUCAUAUAUUAUGAGAAUGACAUCAAAGAAGCCAGUAACGUAAAAAAACAAGUAACAAUUCAACAUGAAGAACAGGAAGCAGUGGGAAAUCUGAGCCAUCAAGCCACUACUCAAGUUCUCUUCCAGCAAUCUAGUUAUCACCCUUUAGCCCAGCAUUCAGCUACGCUUUCCCAGGUCCAGUCGCCAGUGCAAGAUUUGUGCUCUGCUUAUCGUGACUCCUUACAGGCCCACAGGCCCAGCGGUCUGCUUGCUGGGAGUGCUGACAGCUCGCUGCACUCCUAUGCAGCUCUUCAGGCCAGCCUUCGGCCAUCUGCCCAGACUCUGCCCAUCCAAACGCCCGUUGCUGUGCAGGUGGCCUUAGGAACAGAGCCCAGACACUGCAUUUCCAUGGCUUAUGGCAGUAGUUACUUCAGUGGUCAUCACUCAUAUGCAGCUGGGUGUUUUGACAGAUAAAUAUUGAUGGGAGAAAAAGGUGGUAUGAAUAGAAGCUGAAGAAGAGACCCUGUGUGUGAUACAAAAUGUGUAUCUGAAUGAAAAUCAUGAAGGAACAGAAUCCUUAUGACUUGUUCAUUCAGAGGACAUUGAUCUGGAUCCACUGAUCAAUGGAACCUGGGUGCCUUUCUGCCAAGGGUUGUACCUUUUGGCUCUUAAUGAGAGAGAGAAAUAGAAAUUCAUUAAUAUACCUCACUCAGUGUCACUUUGAGAGGCAUCUGUGUAGAAACCCUGUGGAGAUUACUUCCUUCUAGUCUUCAGUUAGUGACUUGUCAGAGUUGGCUGAAAGCUUGUGUUGAAGAGUUAUUUCAGGCUGGAGCAUUUGUUGAAUUUCUGGCCAAGUAGCAAUGUAUCUAGAGGAUGCUGUUGGAAAACAUGGAGUGCUCUCUUCUCCCAGUGACGUGUCUCUUGAACAGUGGCAGCUUAUACUACUGGAAACUUCUACGAAAAUAUACUGAAAUCGGUAUCAGUCAAAUGUGAACUUCGUUUAUGCAGAAAUCUGUGUAGAACACUUUCCAUUUUCUUUGAGCAGGAGUCACAGUUCAGGAGUAAGACUUUAGAAUAAAA
Molecule: messenger RNA, 1861 nt
Organism: Pygoscelis adeliae (Adelie penguin)
Lineage: Eukaryota; Metazoa; Chordata; Aves; Sphenisciformes; Spheniscidae
Gene: CCNJL
Product: cyclin J-like
Exons: 5
Coding region: 59-1255 (398 amino acids)
Biological process (GO): mitotic cell cycle phase transition; regulation of cyclin-dependent protein serine/threonine kinase activity
Cellular component (GO): cyclin-dependent protein kinase holoenzyme complex; cytoplasm; nucleus
Molecular function (GO): cyclin-dependent protein serine/threonine kinase regulator activity
Source: RefSeq, a predicted model, not a curated record